AUUGUAACAAAUUCGUCUCCAUGAAAACACUCGUGUUGGUUCUACAUAUUUAAUGCAAAGCAAAGUAGUGGUUGCCAGUACAUACCUGAAACCUCAAAUUUUUACUGAAUUAUAGAUAUAUAAUGUCCAGCCAGAGAAAUCAACCGCAACUGAAGUAUAGUAGAUAAGUUCCUUCUCAGUGUAAGAAAUAAACCAUAACCAUAUUGAAAAUUCGGUUGCACCAACUCGCAUUGGAAAUGCUGUUAUUGCCUAUCAGCUGUCAAUACUGUGUGUCGAUGUCAUUGCAAUGUGUCCCUCGUGGCCUCGUACGACAUCCACGGGAGUAUACGCAGUAGUCCUAUUCUAGGGCGGAACCACCCCACACGUCACAUACAUAUCAAGAUAAUAAUAUUACGGAAUUACAGUAUGUUCCAUUCCAUACAAUUUCGGCAAAAUAUUCGGAAAACAUUAUUUUUCAAAGAACAUUAUUUUUAUGGCCGCAAACGUGGCAAACAGCUAUUUGAAUUUACAGAGCUUCAUAUUCUUAUUAUCCUACCUUUUUAUAUUCAUGGAAAGCUAAAUGGAACUUGACUUUAUUUUCAAGGGUAAUGCGUGAGUCGUGGUCGCAACAAGUGCCGCGUCGGCGUAGGGCGCCAUUCCAGGCGAUACCCGGUCGCGUUUCGCGCCAAAUCGUGCCUGCAGUGCCGGGAAGCGCGCCUUGCGGGCGGGACAUACGUAUUCCGCACUGGCCACUCACGUAAUCAAAAUGAGCACAAAGUUCAAAUAAAAAAAAGAUACGAAAUGACUGAAACAUUGGUCACAGAGAUUUAAAAAUAAACUUAUUUAAAUAUGGAACUUCUUAGGUGUACUUUUUUAAAACUUAAUUACGAAUACGCGCAAAUAAAAAUAUGUUAUCCGGCUUACUAUAUUAAAAUAUUCUUAAAUUAAAUUAUGGGUUAAAUAUUCACUAUGUCGGAGGACACUACAAUUGAAGUGACCACAUCUGGACCGGUUCCUCACCGAACUCCUACGCCCGAGUUGCACGCGACAUAUACUUCUUUUGAAAUUUUGGUGGCUUUAGUGGCAAUUGUUGGUAAUGCUAUGGUGAUUUACGUGUUCCGUCGCGACAGGAGACUGCGACGACGUACAAACUAUUACAUAGUGUCUCUGGCAGCGGCUGAUUUCCUGGUGGGAUUGCUUGGGAUUCCCUUCGCGAUUCUGGCAUCAGUGGGCCUACCGAGGGAUCUCCACGCGUGUUUAUUCACCGUUUCCUUGCUGGUUAUGCUGUGUACUAUAAGCAUCUUCUGCUUGGUGGCUGUGUCAGUGGAUCGCUACUGGGCCAUCCUCCACCCGAUGUGCUACUCCAGAAACGUCAGAACGAGAACAGCUAUCGUGAUAAUCUCCGUGUGCUGGGUGUCUGGAGCCCUAGUCGGACUGCUGCCGCUCUUCGGCUGGCACGCUGACGUGGAGGCCGCCCCUGGCUGCUACUUCGUGGAAGUUAUGGACUACAACUACCUCUUGUUCCUCUACUUCGCCACCAUCGUCACCCCCAGCGUCCUGUUGGCUGCCUUCUACGCUCACAUAUAUAGGGUUGUUGUUAAGCAGCUAAGCGAAGUGAUGACAGUGGAAGGAAGCCGGGGCCGCAUGGCUGGAGGCACCAUGCUCCGCGUCCUGGGUGCAGCUCAGAAACGCGAAGUCAAAGCUACGCAGAACCUCGCCAUUAUCGUCUUUUUCUUCAUCAUAUGUUGGAUUCCUCUCUACACGAUCAACGCCAUCAAAACGUUCAAACCCGACCUGGACAUCCCUAAUUCUCUGACUUACUUCUGCAUUAUAUUUUCUCAUCUGAACUCUGCUAUAAAUCCUUUACUAUAUGCUUAUCAUUUAAAAGACUUCCGAGCUGCUAUGAAAGGUCUUCUUCUUUCGAUCAUUGGACGAGGAGUGCCUAUCCCAGCAGCGUAUAGACCGCCAGUUCCUGUCAGGAGGCCGGCGUUAGAAAGAUGCAAUGCUCUAAGGGAGCGACCAAAAGUAUACGUAAAUUCUCCAGUAUGGUUAAGGCAGAAAGAGGCAGAGACAGCUGCAACUGAAGCAAAAAGGGAUAUGGCUACAUCGGGAUCUGCACCUGAUGCGGAGCCAUUUCUGAAUAGGGUGACUGAUAGUUCCAGUGGGCACCAUACUCCUGAAGCCAGGGAAACGGACGGUCCGUAUCUUAUUGAUGUGAAUCAGGAGAGAUGUCAAAGUCCAUAUAAGAAAGUCGAGGAGCUGAUCAGAAGAGUGAGGAGUGUCAGUGGCGACAGCUGACACGACGCCUGCCGGCCGGUGCCGGCGUAUAGUGUCACUUGAAAUCGAAGCUUUAAACGUCAAAGACAUUCCUAUAAGGUAUGACCUGAAUUGCGAUGAUACCAAAGAAGAGUUUUCAAAGAAGACCAACAUGCCAUUUAAAAAAAGAAAUAUUAAUGAUGGCGUGUUGGUUGUUAUGACUCAAAAGUUGAAAACAAACUAGUAAAAUAACUAUUUACGAAGAUUUACUAUUUAUUACAUUAGAUAGGUAUGACAAAUUUCAAAGUUAAUGUAUGCGCUGUAAGUAUGUUCAAUAAUGUUGCUUCUGAGAAGAUCCCAGUCAAUUGUUGCUUGAAAUAUACAGUCCAGUAUU
Molecule: messenger RNA, 2629 nt
Organism: Plodia interpunctella (Indianmeal moth)
Lineage: Eukaryota; Metazoa; Arthropoda; Insecta; Lepidoptera; Pyralidae
Gene: AdoR
Product: Adenosine receptor
Exons: 3
Coding region: 949-2277 (442 amino acids)
Biological process (GO): G protein-coupled adenosine receptor signaling pathway; adenylate cyclase-activating G protein-coupled receptor signaling pathway
Cellular component (GO): plasma membrane
Molecular function (GO): G protein-coupled adenosine receptor activity
Source: RefSeq, a predicted model, not a curated record